UUCAAAUUUAGUCGAAAGCUGCUACCGCGGAAACAAAUCAGAUACUUUCCAAGCAAUGACUAAAUGGUGAACGAAAAUCACCACCGCCAAGUAGAGGAUCCUAUCGCCAACUACUCAGGUCUUUCUCUUUUCCGCUCCGCAUUUUCACUCUCAUCUUCAAAACCCUACGACGACCUCGACGCCAUUGACGAAGUUCUCAGAUCCAUGGAUUUGGGAAAUUCUGCUAAGCUUGUAGAGCAAGGCAAGUCUGUAUUAGAAUGUAAUUCGGGAUUCAACACGGAAAAUUCAACAAAAGAUGUUGGAGAUGAUGAUGUUUUUGCUGCUGAAGAGGAUGAAGAAUUUCGUCGGAAAAACAGGGGACCAGGUUUAGGUCUCAAUCGUGUCCGUCCACUUUUUUCGCUUAAGGAGACCAAAAAGCCCUCUGUUGAGGAUUUAUUACCGGUUCUGGACUUUAAAAACAUCAAAGACCCUAACGAAUUGUUCAUGGCCCAUGAACGGUUAGAAAAUGCAAGAAAAGAAAUACAAAAGCAGUUGGGUAUUGUGCCAUCUGAGUCAACUCUGGGUUCAACUAAACCACGGGAACGUCGACCGGGACUUCCAGGGUUUAAUCGGAGGCCAAUAAAAUUCAGACCUAGUUUUUCACAAGAAACUUUGGACAAUAAUGCUGAUGCCCUAUCCUCCCAAGAAGCAUUUGAAUCUGACAAUCUAGAUCCUGUUGGUGAUAACACUGAGAAAGGCAAAGCUUCUUUUGUGUCAUUGGAUAAUGAAGUAACUGGUUCAUCAGCUGUUAAAGAGAAAAAGGUCAAUGACAUUUUGAAAGGAUUGCUUACUCUUGAUUCUGAAGAACUAGAAGGGUUUGGAGCAAUGAGUCGUUUGCAGAAGAGGUUACAGAUCAAACCCGUUGUUUUUCAGAAAUCAUCUGUUCCAGAUUUCCCAGAUAGCCAACCGAUGGAUCUGAAAUCUUCGUAUGGAAAUUUGUCAAAGCCAACUAAAGCUUCUUCUGACAUAAGUAGUUUGUUAAGAGGAAUAGACAUUAAGACGCCUAUUAGGCAGGAUGUAGGAUACCCUGAGAAGCAAUUAGCUUCACCCACACCACCAAAAUCUCCAUCUGUUUUGUUUUCAACAUUGCAGAAGCACAUUUCACAGUCAAAACCAUCAAAGCCAUCAGUGGAUCCAUUUUCAGCUCAUGAAAUUGAUCAUGAAUCUACAAAAGAAAAUUCACCAACUCAUAUGCUAAACCGAGAAGUAAAUAUUGUUGGUUCUAGUAAGCCGUCAGAUGAGCUGGGUGCACCUAUAAUUGAAGGUGUUAUUGCAGCUGAUGAGACAAAUAAAAUUCUGGACAUUUCUGCACGACCCAAGGAACACAAUUCUAGGAAGUUAUCGGAACAACUGAAAGCAUCUUUAACUGAAAAUGAAGUUGCAGUUAGUGAGACUUGUUCAGUUGGCGGUCCUACCAGAACUUGCAUCAGCACUCCUAAAAAAUCCACGGUGGAUAAUUCAAGGGAACCUGGUUUUAAUGCUAAAGUUGACUCGAAUGAACCUCCUGUUGACAUGGAUCUAGAUAUUGGAGGCAGUGAUGUGGGGAAAAGGGUUAUGGAUGACACAGAGGGAAGGCAAAAUGUCGAGCCAAAUGAACCUGAUCAAUUUGAGGACGAAAUGCUGGCAGAAAAUAUGCAGGAAACUUCAGAUUCUAUACCAACAGAUGAUUCAAAUUUCAACUUGGUGAAUCCACUAGCUGAUAAAUCAAGUCCAGAUGUGCAUGAAGACAUAGUUGAUCAGUCGAAUCCAGAUGCGCAUGAAGACAUAGCUGAUCAAUCAAAUCCAGAUGCGCACGAAGACAUAGUUGAUCAAUCAAAUCCAGAUUCACAUGAAGACAUAGCUGAUCAUUCAAAUCCAGAUGCGCAUGAAGACAAUUCUGCGGACAAUAGGUCUAGAAGAUCAGAUGAUGGUCCAGAACAGUGUUCACAGAAAAAGACAGUUGGUUCUGUGGCACCUGUUAGUGGACAAAAGAGAGUUAAAACGCGUGCACAAAAAACGCCCAAGGGCAAGAGACUUCGGCUGGCAAUAGGUCAUGAAGACAAUUCUGCGGACAAUAGGUCCAGAAAAUCAGAUGAGGGUCCAGAACAGUGUUUACAGAAAAAGACAGUUGGUUCUGUGGCACCUGUUAGUGGACAAAAGAGAGUUAAAACGCUUGCACAAAAAGCGCCCAAGGGCAAGAGACUUCGGUUGGCAAUAGGUCAUGAAGAUAAUUCUGCGGGCAAUAGGUCUAGAAAAUCAGAUGAUGGUCCAGAACAGUGUUUACAGAGAAAGACAGUUGGUUCUGUGGCACCUGUUAGUGGACAAAAGAGAGUUGAAACAUGUGCACAAAAAGCACCCAUGGGUAAGAGACUUCGGCCGAGGAUGAGCCUUGCAGAUGCUGGUACAUCCUGGGAUUCUGGAGUAAGGAGAAGCAGUAGGUUCAAGACAAGGCCUUUGGAAUUUUGGAAAGGGGAAAGAAUGGUGUAUGGUCGUGUACAUGAGAGUUUGACUACUGUCAUUGGAGUGAAGUGCUUGUCUCCGGGAGCUGAUGGCAAACCGAUUAUGAAGGCGAAGUCAUUUGUCUCAGAAAAGCACAAAAAGCUUUUUGAGCUUGCUUCACGAUAUUGAGAUUACUUGUCUCCAGAUGUGAUGGUGUGUGUAAUUAAAUUUUCAGUACUGAUGGUUAUGAUAAACAGAAUUGUCAUUAUGUGGUUUUAUAAGUAUUAUUCCCCCUGUUGGAUAAUGGAUGUAUUGAGAUACCUUGUCUCUAUCUAAUCUUGUAGGAGGAUUCUAUUUGAAUUCAAGAUCUUUGGUUGAAUUAAAAGAGAUCUAUCUCAUCUCAGUUAAAUGCGUAG
This is a messenger RNA of Vicia villosa (hairy vetch), 2873 nucleotides long. RefSeq names its product centromere protein C-like. The coding region runs from base 64 to 2646 and encodes 860 amino acids. NCBI's taxonomy places the organism in Eukaryota, Viridiplantae, Streptophyta, Magnoliopsida, Fabales, Fabaceae. Gene Ontology annotation, biological process: kinetochore assembly; spindle attachment to meiosis I kinetochore; attachment of mitotic spindle microtubules to kinetochore. Gene Ontology annotation, cellular component: kinetochore. The record is from RefSeq and is a predicted model, not a curated record. The transcript is spliced from 13 exons. Gene Ontology annotation, molecular function: centromeric DNA binding.